GGCCUGCCGGAGCUGCGCGCGGGCGUCGCGCGGCUCUACAGCUCGCACGUGCUCCGCGACAACUUGGUCACGGCCGACGAGGUCGCGAUCACGUCGUCGGCGACGUCGGCCAUCGACGCGCUGCUGUUUGCGGUCUUGGAGAAGGGCGACGCCGUGCUCACGGUGGCGCCCUUCUACGUGAGCUAUACCAGGGACGUGGAGGCGCGCGCGGAGUGCGUGCUCGUGCCCGUGCCCGGCGCGACGGACGGCGUCCCCACCGUGGAAUCGCUGGAGGAGCACUUCCAGUGGCGCGAGCCGCGACCGAAGGCCCUGCUCGUGGCGUCGCCGCACAACCCCUGCGGCUCCGUGCUGGGCGCGCAGACGUUGAAGGACAUGGUCAGCUGGACGCGGCUCCGGAACGUCCAGCUGAUCGUCGACGAGGUCUUCGCGCUGUCGACCUUCGAGCCCGGCGCGUUCACGUCCGUGCUGGACGUCUUGGACGCGGCGGAGGACAACGCGCACGUCCACGUCGUCUACUCGGCUUCGAAGGACCUCGCGCUCAGCGGCUACCGCGUCGGCGCGCUGAUCACGAAGAACCCGGCGGUGCUCGACAGCUUCAAGUGCCUCUCCAUCUUCUGCAACGCGGCGACGCUGCCCCAGGCCGUCGUCGCCGAGCUCCUGGACGACGACGCGUGGCUCCGCGACGCGUGGAUCCCCGAGCUCCGGUCCCGGCUCAAGGCGUCCUGGCGCCACGCGAAGAAGCACUGCGACGCCCACGCCCUCCGGCGCCUCGGCAGCGACCCCGAGGCGGGCCACUUCUGCCUGCUGGACCUCCGCGGCGUCGCCGAGGGGCCCGCGCUGAACGCGGCGCUGGAGAAGGCGGGCGUCGUCCUC
Molecule: messenger RNA, 873 nt
Organism: Aureococcus anophagefferens
Lineage: Eukaryota; Pelagophyceae; Pelagomonadales; Pelagomonadaceae
Exons: 1
Biological process (GO): biosynthetic process; amino acid metabolic process
Molecular function (GO): pyridoxal phosphate binding; transaminase activity
Source: RefSeq, a predicted model, not a curated record